AUGGCGGUGGAGGAAGAGGGGCUCCGGGUCUUCCAGAGCGUGAAGAUCAAGAUCGGUGAAGCCAAAAACCUUCCCACAUACCCGGGGCCAAACAAGAUGCGUGAUUGUUACUGCACCGUGAACCUAGACCAGGAGGAGGUUUUCAGGACCAAAAUCGUGGAGAAAUCACUCUGCCCCUUCUAUGGAGAGGACUUCUACUGCGAGAUUCCGCGGAGUUUCCGUCACCUGUCCUUUUAUAUUUUUGAUCGAGACGUUUUCCGGAGGGAUUCCAUCAUAGGAAAGGUGGCCAUCCAGAAAGAGGACCUGCAGAAGUACCACAACAGGGACACGUGGUUCCAGCUGCAGCAUGUGGAUGCCGACUCUGAAGUGCAGGGCAAGGUGCAUCUGGAGCUGAGGCUGAGUGAGGUCAUCACCGAUUCGGGCGUCGUCUGCCACAAGCUGGCCACGCGCAUCCUCGAGUGCCAGGGCCUCCCCAUCGUGAACGGGCAGUGUGACCCCUACGCCACAGUGACCCUGGCAGGACCGUGCAGGUCAGAAGCGAAGAAGACGAAGGUGAAGAAGAAGACCAACAACCCGCAGUUUGAUGAAGUGUUUUACUUUGAGGUGACCAGGCCCUGCAGCUACAGCCGCAAGUCCCACUUUGACUUUGAGGAUGAGGACGUGGACAAGCUGGAGAUCCGGGUGGACCUGUGGAACGCCAGCAACCUGAAGUUCGGGGAUGAGUUCCUCGGGGAGCUGAGGGUCCCGCUGAAGGUGCUGCGGCAGUCCAGCCCCCACGAAGCCUGGUACUUCCUUCAGCCUCGGGACAAUGGCAGCAAGAGCUUGAAGCCAGGGGAUCUGGGCUCCCUGCGCUUGAAUGUGGUCUACACGGAAGACCACGUUUUCUCCUCCGACUACUACAGCCCGCUGCGGGACCUGCUGCUGAGGUCUGCGGAUGUGGAGCCUGUCUCCGCAUCGGCGGCUCACAUCCUGGGCGAGGUCUGCAGGGAGAAGCAGGAGGCGGCCAUCCCGCUGGUGCGGCUCUUCCUGCACUACGGCCGGGUGGUGCCGUUCAUCAGUGCCAUCGCCAGCGCCGAGGUCCGCAGGACCCAGGACCCCAACACCAUCUUCCGAGGAAACUCGCUGACAUCCAAGUGCAUCGAUGAGACGAUGAAGCUGGCGGGCAUGCAGUACCUACACGUCACCCUGAAACCCACCAUAGAGGAGAUUUGCCAGAGUCACAAGUCCUGUGAGAUCGACCCCGUGAGGCUGAAGGACGGUGAGAGCCUGGAGAGCAACAUGGAGAACCUGCGGCAGUUCGUGGACCGUGUGUUCAGCGUCAUCACCAAAUCGGGGGUGAGCUGCCCCACCGUCAUGUGUGACAUCUUCUUCUCCUUGCGGGAGGCGGCCGCCAAGCGCUUCCAGGAUGACCUGGAUGUACGGUACACAGCUGUGAGCAGCUUCAUUUUCCUGCGGUUCUUCGCUCCAGCCAUCCUGUCCCCCAACCUCUUCCAGCUCACACCCCACCACACGGACCCACAGACAUCGAGGACGCUGACACUUGUUUCGAAGACCAUUCAGACUCUAGGCAGUCUGUCCAAGUCCAAGUCUGCCAGUUUUAAGGAGUCCUACAUGGCUGCAUUCUACGAAUUCUUCAAUGAGCAGAAGUACGCUGACGCGGUGAAAAACUUCCUGGAUUUGAUCUCAUCCUCCGGGAGAAGAGACCCCAAGAGCGUGCAGCAGCCCAUCCUGCUUAAGGAAGGGUUCAUGAUUAAGAGGGCACAAGGGAGAAAACGAUUUGGGAUGAAGAAUUUUAAGAAAAGAUGGUUCCGCCUGACAAACCAUGAAUUUACCUACCAGAAAAGCAAAGGGGACCUGCCUCUCUACAGUAUCCCCAUCGAGAACAUCCUGGCCGUGGAGCCGCUGGAGGAGGAGUCCUUCAAGAUGAAGAAUAUGUUCCAGGUCAUCCAGCCCGAGCGGGCGCUGUACAUCCAGGCCAACAACUGCGUGGAGGCCAAAGCCUGGAUUGACAUCCUCACCAAGGUGAGCCAGUGCAACCAGAAGCGCCUGGCCGUCUACCACCCAUCUGCCUACCUGAACGGCCACUGGCUGUGCUGCAGGGCCUCCUCGGACACGGCCGCUGGCUGCUCCCCCUGCACUGGCGGCCUCCCAGCAAACAUCCAGCUGGACAUCGACGGGGACCGAGAGACCGAACGUAUCUACUCCCUCUUCAGCUCGUACAUGAGCAAACUCGAGAAGAUGCAAGAGGCCUGCGGAAGUAGAUCCGUGUACGACGGCCCAGAGCAGGAGGAGUACUCCGCGUUCCUCAUUGACGACCCCCAGCAGACCUACAAGACGCUGAGGCAGGUCAUCGCCGGGGUCGGGGCCCUGGAGCGAGAGCACGCCCAGCACCGGAGGGACAAGUUCAAGAAGACCAAGUACGGAAGCCAGGAGCAUCCCAUUGGAGACAAGAGCUUCCAGAGCUACAUCAGGCAGCAGUCUGAGACCCCUGCCCACUCCAUGUGA
This is a messenger RNA of Rangifer tarandus platyrhynchus (Svalbard reindeer), 2505 nucleotides long. NCBI's taxonomy places the organism in Eukaryota, Metazoa, Chordata, Mammalia, Artiodactyla, Cervidae. The record is from the annotation of a GenBank genome assembly.